AUGAGCAUUAAAAAGACUCGAGUUAUUUUUGUAGAAAAAUUGUUUCAGAACAAGGAUUCCUAUGUUAUACCUAGAAAACCGAAUAUAGAUUUUAAACUGUUAACAUUUUAUUUAAAAGCUGGGAAAUUUUUUGGAGCUACAUAUUACUUUAUGAGGAGAAAAAGAAGGAAUAACAAAUGCAACGAGUUCCGUUUUAAAAUCGUCGGUGUUAUUUUAAGUAUAUUGGCAAUUAUGUGUUAUCUCAUUUCCCAAGGAAAAUACGUUCGUACGAAACAUCCUGCGAUGAUUGCUGUAGAUGUUAUAUGGAGAAUAUCAUCGACAAUAUUCCUAUUGUAUUACAUUUUUUCGUUAUUGUUUUCAAGAAAGAAAUAUUGGCUAAAGCUUUACGACAAAAUGUUUGCACUCGAAAACAUUUUGAACACAUGCGAAACGUUCGAGAGAAAUCACUGGUGGCUAAUAAGCUUGAAAAUCGCUGUGAUUUGUUUUUUCAUACCCGUACUUGGACUAGGCUGGUAUGUGUCAAACUUCAUCAGCAAAGGAAACGUAGUUAAAGCUUUGGUUUUUCUAAGGUCUGCCAACAUCGUAUACAAGAUUCUUAUUUCAUUAUAUUAUGUUCUCUUAGCGAAUUGGUUAGAAUAUCGCUACAAAUCGAUGGCAGAAUAUUUGAAAUUGGUAGUUGAUAAAUACUACAAGUUCGUCGUUAUAAGAAAAAUCGCUGUUUCAUUGAAAUUGGCAGACAGCAUUGUGAAAAUAACGAACAAUUUGUAUGGAGGAAUAUUGUUUUUAAAUUUCAUUGUUAGUAUCGUCCAGAUAUUGGUUAAUAUUUCGGCUGCAUUGGAUUAUUCGGAUGCAGGAACUAGAGAAGUCGUGUUAUUUUGUAUGUCAUCUGUAUGCAAUUUAAUUGUUAUGGUGCUGGUUACGAUGUCCUGUGACGCUGUAGAUAAAGCUAGUAAUCAGUUGUCAAAAACAUGCUACUGGUUACACGAAAUCAUCGAUGACCAAGAAGUAAAAAAUAAAUUACUUGUGUUAGUCAAAUACGAAGAAGAAUGGCGUCCGAUUUUUUCUGCUGGUGGAUUUUUUAACGUCAACCAAUCAUGUCUGACAACAUUUUUCUCAUCUAUUAUUACGUAUUUGGUUCUUAUUGUGCAGUACAAUAUGGGCAAUAAUUGA
This is a messenger RNA of Psylliodes chrysocephalus, 1170 nucleotides long. NCBI's taxonomy places the organism in Eukaryota, Metazoa, Arthropoda, Insecta, Coleoptera, Chrysomelidae. The record is from the annotation of a GenBank genome assembly.